AAAUUGUACAUUUGUAUGCACUCUAGCUCAUGUUGAAUGUCACAUUAUUUACGACGCUAGUAUGUAUUUACAGAGUCAUCGUCGAUUUAGGGAACAAAAAAUAACAAUUGUAGAAUGUACAGCCAUUCCAAAAAUAAUUUUAUGCAAAAGUUAAAAACUUGUUGCAAUUCUGUAAAGUCAACAACAGUAUCAAAAUUAAAAAAUGUAUCUUUAAGACAAUUUUUACAAGCAGAACUUACCCGUGGUUAUCAUUUAGAAAAUGAUAAAGAACAGUUUGUAGCACGAAGGGAAAAAAUUUAUUCUUGCAUGAAAAUACUAAAAGAUGUCGAAAAAUUUAUGACUUAUGGAUUUUUUCAAUGUGCUGAUUCUUUUCUAUUUGUUUACACAUUUCUUCCUAUUAGAUUUCUAAUAGCGUUUUGGGCUAUAAUAAAAAAACCCAUUGAAUUUAUAUGGAAAAGACCUUGUAAGAAAGUAGAUGUUAAGUUUCUGAGACCUGCAGAAACGUGUGAUCUUUUGAAAGGAUUAAUUAUUAUUAUUUGUUCAGUAAUAACUUUGAAAGUCGAUACAUCCAUGAUGUAUCAUUUAGUAAAAAGUCAGUCUAUCAUCAAACUUUACAUAUUUUACAAUAUGUUAGAAGUUGGCGACAGGCUUUUCAGUGCUUUUGGUCAAGAUACUAUUGAUGCUCUUUUCUGGACUGCUACUGAACCAAAGUCUAAGAAAUAUUCUUCUCACUUUUACUAUUUUAGAAUAUUACUUCACUUAUGUUUUGCAGUUGGUUAUGUCUUAUUGCACAGUAUUUUGGUAUUAUUUCAAGCAACUACAUUGAAUGUUGCAAUAAAUAGUAAUAACAAAGCUCUUUUGACUAUCAUGAUGUCUAAUAAUUUUGUUGAGUUAAAGGGUUCUGUAUUUAAAAAGUUUGAUAAAAACAAUUUUUUUCAACUAUCUUGUAGUGAUGUAAGAGAGCGUUUUCACCUAACAAUGUUACUCCUGGCUGUGACAAUGCAAACUAUGAAAGAAUAUGCUUGGCAUCUAGACCGAUUAUUUAUACUUCUUCCAGACUGUACUUUACUAUUAUUAGCGGAAAUUCUCAUAGAUUGGGUAAAACAUGCUUUUAUUACAAGGUUCAACGAAUUGAGUCCAACUAUCUACAAAGAAUACAUUGUCAGUUUGGCCUAUGAUGUUGCACAAACUAGACAAGAAACAGCUUUUUCUGACUCAUCGGAUGUUAUAGCCAGACGCAUGAGUUUUAUUCCUCUUCCUUUGGGAGUAGCAAUAGCUCGAGUUCUUUUUACAACUUUGACUGUAGGGACAAAACCAAUUAAUUUACUGCUUUUAAUCUUAGGAUACUUUAUUCUUGUGUCCUUGAGAAUUCUUAUUAGCUUGUUAAUUUUGGGUUAUACAUGUACUUCCAUUAGUAAUUACACACAAUUAAAUGUGCAUACAAAGAAUACAGUUGAUACGGCUUAUUCAAAAAAACCAUUGGAAGCACUAUUGACAAACAGUUCUGUUUAUAAUAAAAGUUCAGACCCAAACGUAAAGAGUGCGCUCUUGCAUGGAACGAGUUUCAAAGGUAAAACAGAAAAAAUUUUGAUAUCAAAAAACAGAUAUUUUCGGCCAUCAUCAGAAAAUUUGCUUUCUAAAAAUUUGUUUCGAGUCGGAAGCGAGCCCCUACUGAACAGCCAUCUUAUUUAGUAUCAAAAUCAAUUACAAUUAAUUAGUUACUAAAAAAAAAAAAGUGGUUUCAAAAAUAAUCAUUAUGAAAUGUAUAAUUUAUCCUAUGUAAAUUUGUCUUCGAAGGAAGGUAGCCUAUGUUACCCCACUACCAAAAAGUAUGUACUAUUAUUAUUGUAUGCAGUUAAAUAAAAAUUAUU
This is a messenger RNA of Copidosoma floridanum, 1871 nucleotides long. RefSeq names its product protein TAPT1 homolog. The record is from RefSeq and is a predicted model, not a curated record. Gene Ontology annotation, cellular component: ciliary basal body; endoplasmic reticulum membrane. Lineage: Eukaryota; Metazoa; Arthropoda; Insecta; Hymenoptera; Encyrtidae. Gene Ontology annotation, biological process: positive regulation of cilium assembly.